AUGUGGCAUAAUCACCAACAUUUAUUUGAAAAAGAUAAUUAUUCAAAUAAUUUAAUAAAUGAAGAAAAUGAUGGUCAUUGGUUAUUAACAAUUAAAGACAAAGGCAAUUCAAUUAGCGAAGAAAUAUGUGCAGAUAAUUUAAUGCCAUUAACGUGCCAAAUGUUGAGGGAAAGUUUUAGUGAUGCAGUUUGUGCGAGGGAUAAUGUUCGUCUAUCUGUACUUAAAUCAGGCACUUCCACUUGGCCCCAUUGCGGUCCAACAAAUUAUAUUUUAGAAGCCCAUCUUGGACUUGUUACACACUCUGACGCUCGUCUACGUGUAGGAAAUGAGACUAGGUGCAUUUAA
Molecule: messenger RNA, 345 nt
Organism: Meloidogyne enterolobii
Lineage: Eukaryota; Metazoa; Nematoda; Chromadorea; Rhabditida; Meloidogynidae
Source: the annotation of a GenBank genome assembly